Molecule: messenger RNA, 531 nt
Organism: Jatropha curcas
Lineage: Eukaryota; Viridiplantae; Streptophyta; Magnoliopsida; Malpighiales; Euphorbiaceae
Product: wound-responsive protein-like protein
Source: RefSeq, a predicted model, not a curated record
AUGACCCUUCGGAUCCUAGACAUUUAACGACGAAGUUGGAGAAGCUUUGCGGCACAGGAAAAAAGUUAGGGUUUAUACAGAAGCAUUCUCUACAAUGAUUUACGACGUCAACUCUCCUCUCUUUCGUUCCUUCCUUAGCCAGAAGGGUGGCUCCUCUGAUAAGAGAAAAAUGGAGGAGCAAAAGCCAAAGGAACAAAGGCCCAAAGCAAGCGAGAAUAAGCCUGUUAUGACAGAGUAAAGCUGUUAUGAUGGAGUGACAGGUGCCUUGUCUACUGAAGCUUUAAAUGGGUUUGAAUGAAUGAAAGAUUUUUCAAAUUGAUAUUGUGAAAUGUCAGGAAUUUUGAUUAUCUUGUCUAAUAUGAAUGAAUGUAUUGCUGGACUAAGUUCUUAAAUUUGUAGCUUGUUUGGAUACGGUGUUAUUUUGAGAUUGCGAUGGGAAUAGAAUUCUGAGAAAUUGUUUUGCAGUGAAUUUGGUAAUGGUAUCAAAGCAUAUGAUGAUAUAGCAUCUCAACUACAUGACUUGGAGUGUUA